Messenger RNA from Mauremys mutica (yellowpond turtle), 2148 nucleotides. Its product is annotated as GTPase IMAP family member 7-like. Gene Ontology annotation, molecular function: GTP binding. The coding region runs from base 164 to 1261 and encodes 365 amino acids. NCBI's taxonomy places the organism in Eukaryota, Metazoa, Chordata, Testudines, Geoemydidae. The transcript is spliced from 5 exons. The record is from RefSeq and is a predicted model, not a curated record.
CGAUCUGUGCCUCUGAACUUUACCUCUGGCCGGAGUGUGUCUGAUCUAUUUACAAAGAGACUAAGCCAGGGGGAUUGUGUCUUUUCUCAUCUGACACCAGCAGCCUGGGAGGAGAGUGUGGAAACAAACCAACAGCAUUGAGGAGCAGGCGGCUGAAUCCAUCAUGGGAGGGAAACAAAGUUCACCAGAGUUUCAUCCAGGAAAGCAAACUGAAGACAAAACGGGGGCCAGGGCAGUUACUGCUGACCAGGUGCAGUCCAACACCACAGGGAGAGGGGACCCGGAAGGCCCAAGAGCUGCCACCCCGAGCACUGAGAAAUACGAACUACAGAUUGUUCUUGUUGGUAAAACUGGAGCUGGGAAAAGUGCAACAGGAAACACCAUCCUUGGUGAGAAACUGUUUGAGUCUAAAAUUGCAGCAGGAUCAGUAACAGUGAAAUGUACUAAGAAGAGAAGGUAUUGGAAUGGCAGGGACAUUGCAGUCAUUGAUACACCUGGUCUUUUUGACACAAAAACUCCUUUAAAAGAAACUAUGAAAGAAAUAGGGCGUUGUGUGGUAGUCUCCUCCCCAGGACCCCAUGCUAUAAUUCUGGUGAUGCAGCUGGGUCGUUUCACUGAAGAAGAGAAAAAAACAGUUGAACGAAUACAAGACAUUUUUGGGGAUAAAGCUGUGGAGUACAUGGUCUUCUUGUUCACAAGAAAAGAGGACUUAGGUGAUCUGUCAUUACAUGAUUAUUUAAAAGGUUUAAAUGACAAAGAUCUUCAGAAGUUGAUGGAAAAGUGCGGGAAUCGAUGCUGUGCUUUCAACAACAAAGCGACAGGAAAGGAGCUGGAAGACCAGAUUUCAGAGCUGAUUGAAAUGACUGAUAAGAUGGUGCAACAGAAUGGAGGCUCACAUUAUACUAAUGAUAUGUAUGAAUAUGCUCAGAAGACACUUCAAGAAAAAAUUGAAAUGCUCAAAGAACUCUAUGAGAAAGAGAUGGAAGAAGAGAAAAGAGAAGUGACAUCUCAGUAUGAGGAGGAAUGUAAGGAAAUAGAUGAGAAAUUACAGAAAGAAGGCUCAUAUAAUGAAAACACUUCAAAACAACAGAAAGAGGCCCAGAGACAAAAAAUGGAAAAAGAUUUAAAGGAAAUAAAUACUAAAUACCAGGCAAAGCUACGUGAACUCAGGGAAAGAGCUGAUGAGGAUGUUACUAUAAUAGAAGCUAUUUUAAAACAAUUCUUUUCUGUAUUUUCAAAAAUCAAACACUGGUUUGAAUAAUGAUUGACUUACUAUAAUUUCUCCUUCUCUUUCCACUUUGCCACUUUUUCAAUAGUAAUGAAUGGAGUUUCAGUGCUUUGUAACACUUUAACCUCCUAAUUUGUUUCCAUUUGUAUCAGCUUCUUAGUCAGCUUUGUACUUUCAUACCCUACAGCUAAUGCAUAAAAAUAUGAGUAAAUGAAGCUAUUAGCAAUUGCUCCUUAUUAACAAUGUGUGUUGCUUCCAUUAAAGACUUUGGCUACAGCUGUUAGAUCUCUUCUGGACUAAGUGUUGGAAUAAGCUUGGGUUGAUGUAUUAUAUUAAUUGUGACUAAUAUUGUUGUCAAUAUGGUGGUAAAUGUCGACCUUAUUUCUGUUCAGGAAUCAUUUACAGAAAUCAGAAUCCGUUCAUAAAAAUAACCAUUCAUAAGUAUUCACUGAACAUUUUGGAUGAACAGUUCUCAGCUCACUGGUUGUUUGCAAGCAGUUCAUUCUGACGAGUCAGUAUUCAGUAUUUGGAAGUUGUGACUGGCAACCCAAGUCACAUGAUAUUGUUUCUCCUUAUGGACGAAAUUUUGUAAACAAGAAGAUAACAAAUGAUGCAUGAUGUCGAUUUUCAGACCAUGAAAUCUUCAAGAUUUGCAAAUAUUUUUUUCACGUUCAACUCAGCACUUCUAUUCACUAAACUAUUUGUGACUAAAUGUUUUAAAAAUAUUCAACCAGUUCUAACUGCAAUGUAUCUCCCACAGUCCUACCACAUUUACCUAUGGAUAGAGCCUACCUGUAAUCAUGUAAUGUACUUCUCCUAUAUUUUCCUGUUUAGCUUUUAAUUUGCUGUGAAAUGUCAUGUGAUAAUUUCCAUGAAUUAUGAAUGAUGCUAUGAAAAUAAAUUCUAUUAUUUGUAUUUAA